GAGCGCGCGCGCACUCACACACACACACUCGCACACGAGCAUCCCGAAGGGUAUUUAAGCUCGCACACGCGAGGCUGCGGAGAUACUUGGGGCAGCCGCGACUUGCGUUUGCUCCUUGGGUUAUUUCGUUUUCCUCUCUACUCUCCCCCUUGGCCGCUCCUCUAGAGCUGCGCUCUCCGGUGUCGCUCAGCUUUUUUUGCCCUGAACUGAAUCCAGGUGGGAAACUGGUCGUCGGGCGGAAAGACACCGAAUAGGUAGAAAUAAGGCAAACUAUCAGACGCAACAGGUCCAGAGCUCGGUGGGGCGGGAGAGCGGCGGCCCCUCGCUGCGCCCGCUGCCCCCGGGGACCCUACACUGCGGCUCUCGGGGACCUGGGGAGAGGUGUCUGCUUUUUGAGGGUUAGGAGAGCCGUCUGGGUGGGUUUCAUUUCGUUUUUUUACCCCAUCGCCACCCGGUCCCUGGACUGAGGGUGCUUUUCACUCAACUGGUAGGAGAGAAGGAAGCGGAGGAUGGUCCACGCCUGCUGGUCUCAAAACUGAGCAAAGCGCAGGUCCAUCUCUGCGCCCGGGCUCCGACUCCACCAACUAGUUGUGCAGCCACAGAGACUGAACUUUAAAGGAAUCGUCCUUUUCCUCUCCUUUUAAGCUUAUUGGAGGAGAUAGUGGGUGGAAGGCGAAGCCGAGGCAGCCGCCACAAUGCUGGUGAAGAAGCAUGCAGGGAAAGGAGGGGGUCGAGAGUCUGGAUCCGAAGACCCGAGCCCCUGCGGGCAGCGGUGUGCCCGUACCAUGCCCCAGUGCACGGCCCUGGCGACACUCCUAUCAGUGGUGGCCGUGAUUUCUUGUCUGUACCUUGGGGUGAAAACCAACGACCUCCAGGCUAGGAUCGCCGCUCUCGAAUCCGUUAAAGGGGAUCCUUCUGUUCGUCUGCUGCCUGAUACCUUGGAUCAGCUGAAGGCCAUGGUGCAAGAGAAAGUGGAGCGCCUUCUGGCUCAGAAAUCCUAUGAACAUAUGGCUAAAAUAAGAAUUGCAAGAGAAGCACCUUCAGAGUGCAACUGCCCAGCAGGUCCUCCGGGAAAACGAGGGAAGAGGGGUCGGAGAGGAGAAUCUGGUCCUCCUGGCCCCCCUGGUCCAAAAGGUGAUAAGGGAGAACAGGGUGAUCAGGGACCUCGGAUGGUGUUUCCUAAAAUCAAUCAUGGGUUUCUCUCUGCUGAUCAGCAGCUCAUUAAACGCCGCCUGAUUAAGGGUGACCAAGGUCAGGCAGGGCCUCCAGGACCCCCAGGCCCUCCAGGCCCACGAGGGCCACCUGGGGACACAGGGAAAGAUGGCCCCCGUGGAAUGCCAGGAGUACCUGGUGAACCAGGAAAACCAGGAGAACAAGGCUUGAUGGUGUUUUGUCACUUAACGUUACUCAAUCUUUGUUCUUUUGCUCAGGGAGAGCCUGGAGAACAAGGAGAAAAGGGAGAUACUGGAGAAAGUGGCCCCAAAGGUGACACAGGCGAAAAGGGUGACCCUGGAUCAUCUGCUGCAGGAAUUAAGGGAGAACCUGGAGAAUCUGGUCGUCCAGGGCAAAAGGGUGAACCAGGGCUUCCUGGGCUUCCUGGACUUCCGGGGAUAAAGGUAAAUACUGCACUGAUACUAUUUAUCAAUACAUUUUCCCAACAGAGGAUUACCACCUUAACUGUCACGGGUCCCCCUGGGCCUCCUGGACCUCAAGGACUACAAGGGCCAAAGGGAGAACAAGGAUCUCCAGGAAUCCCAGGAGCUGAUGGAGAGCAGGGACUCAAAGGCUCAAAGGGAGACAUGGGGGACCCAGGUAUGCCAGGUGAAAAAGGAGGAAUUGGACUUCCUGGAUUACCGGGUGCCAAUGGAGUGAAGGGAGAAAAGGGAGACUCCGGAUUGCCAGGUCCCCAGGGUCCUUCUAUCAUAGGCCCACCAGGCCCUCCAGGUCCUCAUGGCCCACCUGGCCCCAUGGGACCCCAUGGACUUCCUGGACCAAAGGGAGCAUCUGGCUUAGACGGAAAGCCAGGAGCCCGGGGUACAGAUGGUCCUAUGGGACCUCAUGGCCCUGCAGGCCCCAAAGGAGAAAGAGGGGAAAAGGGAGCUAUGGGAGAACCUGGACCCAGAGGACCGUACGGCCUGCCUGGGAAAGAUGGAGAGCCUGGUCUUGAUGGUUUCCCUGGUCCACGAGGCGAGAAGGGUGACCUGGGAGAAAAGGGAGAAAAGGGAUUCCGAGGCGUUAAGGGGGAAAAAGGGGAGCCAGGCCAGCCUGGCCUGGAUGGGCUGGAUGCCCCUUGCCAAUUGGGCCCAGAUGGAUUACCCAUGCCUGGCUGUUGGCAAAAGUGAUGAAUCUAACCUUCCAAGCAUGAAGUUGUGUAUAUAAUGGUCCACUUUCUAUAUUUAUAGUUGAAAACAGAAUUGCAGAUUUUACAAGUCUGAGAUAUGUUUACAUAGAGCUGCUUCUUCCUGUCCGCAGUAGUACACGUGUCCAUCUCUUUUCCACUUACAUCUGAAAUUGGGCAAUUUAUGAAACCAGUGAGAAGUCUGCAAAAAAAUAUAGAUCAGUGUCUCUUUAUCUUAUAUGAAGAUAUGUAUUUAUAUGGACAUCUGUGAUAGAGAAUGAUCGUUCUUGCUAUUUUCUUACUUUGGGCUUGUGAAUUGCAUGGACAAAAAGUGCCAUGACAUCGUUUACAUGAAAUUGUGACCAAAUAUGGACUCGAGUCUAUGAACAUGUACCAUACUGACUGACUUUGGAGUUUGCCAUCACUUCCCCAGUCACCUUCCCUGUUAGCAAUGAUUCGUGCCCACACCACCUACUGAAACUGACUAAAAAAGCAUGACUGUGUGCCAAACCUGCCUGUCCUUGUGCAAAUUCAGAUGCUAGCAUGCUGCUUUAUGAGUCCUUUGAUUACAUCUGAGCUUUUAUUCCUUUUGUCAUCUCAAGGGGGUUACACCAUGGCUUAUUGCCAAAAAGAGAUAAGUUGGUGGAAAGCACACAAUUGGUCUAUCAUUUUGAGGGAGUUGCAGUCUCAGCUGCAGAUCUCCAGCUUCCAGUAUUGUGAGCUCAUGGGGCCACCUUGGCUGAAAUACCAAGGGGGUGAGCUGAUUGCUGCCGCUGGUUUUCCUGGUGCUGCUCUUGGCAGUGAAGACAUGGGAAGAGGACCGGUUCAGCAUCCUGCGCCAUCUCUCAUGUGACCAAGUAGGAAAGAGGUUUACAAAUGCGAACACCCAGAACAGCAGACUUUUUUUUUUUUCUAAUAAAUUGAAUUCCAGUGAGUGUUAAUCUGGGUGAUUUUGGAGAAAGAGCCAUGCAGCACUUCUUUUGCGACAGGAGAUCCUUGGAAUGGCAGUCCCUGUUCCUGAGGACAGUGGGUGUGUACAUUGCAUCUAAGCCCAGAUUGCUGAAGAAGUACCAUGUCCCAAGAAGGGGCAGCCAAAAUGUCCCCUCCUGGAGGUACAGAGGAGCUCACCGGUACAAUCUCUACCAAAGUUGAUGUGAGAGCUUUCUUUCCUUCCAAGAUCCAGCCAUACCAAACAUUUUCUACAAGUUCUAGAAACAGAUAGAUAUUUUCCAUUCUUUUUAAAAUAUUUUUGGGGUUUCAUUUUUAGUCCCAGGAAUAUUUAGAAAAUAUUUGUUUCAGUUUUUGUCACGUCUGUCACAAGCAAUAUUUUUAAGACAAGUCAUCAAAUCAUAAUUUGGUGCCAACACUCAAAAUGACAUCUCUCUUGUUUUAGAUAACUGAAGAGAAAAGCAACUUCGAUUUCAAUUUAAUCAUUGUAGAGCAUGAAAGUUAAGCAUUUUUUCAGUAUUUUUUGACUUUUUUUUACAUGAUGAAUGUAACAAAUUAUCAGCUGAUAGACAAGGUUUUAGAGCAUUAGCUCACUUCUAUUUCUUAUGAUUGUUUUUUCUAUAGAUUUCUUUCUUUUAAUAUUUUUUAAUGUUUCUUAUUCACAGACCAAACCCAAGUUCUCAAAAAGCUGUGAAAUACAGUUGCCAUAAGCAUGUUUUCAUCUACUUGCUCAAAGGUUACCUAACCAUAUUAGACUGAGCACUUCUUUGCACAGUAAGAAGUUGGUGGCAUGUUUUGAAGUGGCUUAAGUGGAAAAGUUACAUGAGGAGAAACAUUGUUGAUAGUAGUCACCUGUUAGGUCAGUAGAGAUUUUAAUUUCCUUCAAGGAUUCAAUGCCAUUUCGUUGGGAAAUUUCUAGUUUUGUGAAUAAGUUUUUUUGUGUGUGUGUGGUUUUUAUUUUUAAACCACUGGAGGGGAAAUUUGCUCAUUGUUGAUUUGAAUGAUUCAAAAUGGUGUCUUUUUAAAUUAAUUUAUCUUGUUUCCAAGGUUAAAGGCAUGUUUAAACUAUUAGAUUAGUCUACUUGGUAGUAUUUCUUGUAACAUUCCACACCCCAAGCCAACUUAGCAUUUUGAAAAUAAUAGAGUGCCUCAUAUGGCAUAGGUAGCAUAAGUUAUUCCUCAAUGUCUGAAAUGAUUUGUCUUAAAUGGUUUGGGAAAAGUGAACUGGAGUGGAACUACAUUCUGUUUAGAAAAACCAACUAACAUCUUGAAAAAAAAGUCGGGUAGCUAUAUUUCUAUCCUCCUUUCUGUUCUUCUAGUAGAAAGAGGUAUUGAGAUCACUACCUAAAACUUACACAGCUUCAGAUAAGAAUACCUCAACAUCAAAAGAGAAGCAUUUCAUAUAUAAACAAAGUUUUAGAAUUUGGCCCUUUAAGGAAUACAGGGCUGUCCUUUGUGUAUAUUGGGUUUUUUGAUUUGAGUUAAGUGAUUUGACAGCAUUGACUUAUUCCAUGAUUAAAGGAAGUUGUAAACUUACAUUUCAUUUAUUACCUUGAGAAAAAACAAUGGGAUGAUGUCACUCCUCCUGAUUCAGUGGAAUUUCGAGGUCUUAAACACUAUAGAUGAUCUGAAAGUUUUGCAUUAUUAAAAUAUGUUCAUGCAUCAUUUUGUCAUCAAUACAGGGAGUCUUCAGAUAACUUCCAAAUGAAUAAUUAUGAUUGUUGAUAUAUGUUGAUAAACAUAUUUCCUAAAUAUUUCUUUUAAUUUAUAUUAUUGGAUAGAGGAUUGAGAAAAAUAUAUGAAAGACACAUUGGAAAUAAAUCAAGGUUUACUUCUGAGAAAACAUCUUUAAAAGAUGCAAAUUGUCGUGUUUUAGCUUUAAAACUUUUCCAUUCACAUUGGCUGGUGCUAAUGUAUUUUAUUCUUUCUUUAUGGACAGUGCAACUCUACUAUGGAUAAUUUCAUUUCUCUGAUUAUUAGCAUUCCUAAACUCAGUGUGUAAUUUUUCUUUUAAAAUUCAUGAAUUUGCUCUAAUUAUGGUUCAAUGACCAUCCUCUCUUAAAUGUAAAGUGUGCCUAUAGAUAAUGUGUUUUUACUUGGAUCAUGGGUCCCUUUGUUUCAUGUUAAUUUUAUACAUACUGUGCCUUUAUCAAUUUUUGUUCUUUUUCACUGACUCAUCUUUUCAACUUAUAUAAUUUGAUGAAACUUGAUACAAUCAGUGAUAGAGGAGUCUGCACACUCCACGCGGUUGCAUGAAUACGCCUACACUACUCUACCAGUUUUCACUUUGCAUUUUCAAUAGCAGGCCUGGAGGAGUUUUCUUUAUCAUCUGAGUUUAUACAGAACAUUGGAAUGCCUUUCAUUUGUACCAAUAGAAAGGUAUUAUUUUUGAAUUUGCAGUUUGUGCAUAUGAUGUUCUAAUGGGACAAGAAUUUAUGCAUCCUGUAGUUUAUACUACAUGUCCUUUGUCCACAAUGUGUGUGUUUGGAAAAUGAUCAAAUCAGCAUAGCUUUACCUAUUUGAAACCUUGUUUUUCCUCUAUUUCUUAAUAAUCAAAUUACAUUAAUAUUUAAGACUACUAAAAGUAGAAUUUUCUAACUUCAACAAAUAAAAACCCUGCUAUCUCUAGGAAGUCAAGGUCCACUAGGAACCUUAUCUUUCCAAAAAGAAGAAAUCACAUGUGACACAAUCUGUCAAAAAAAAAAAAUCCCACAUCCUAAACAUGCUUAACCAAUUAUGAUUCUGCUGAAUUAUUUUAGAAUAUAAAGACCUUCAGUCCAUACUCCAUCC
Ictidomys tridecemlineatus (thirteen-lined ground squirrel) is the source of this 6076-nucleotide messenger RNA. The record is from RefSeq and is a predicted model, not a curated record. NCBI's taxonomy places the organism in Eukaryota, Metazoa, Chordata, Mammalia, Rodentia, Sciuridae.